Messenger RNA from Drosophila arizonae, 895 nucleotides. RefSeq lists its product as uncharacterized. Gene Ontology annotation, biological process: regulation of alternative mRNA splicing, via spliceosome. Gene Ontology annotation, cellular component: nucleus. Gene Ontology annotation, molecular function: single-stranded RNA binding. The record is from RefSeq and is a predicted model, not a curated record. NCBI's taxonomy places the organism in Eukaryota, Metazoa, Arthropoda, Insecta, Diptera, Drosophilidae.
UAAAAUAUACUUUCAAUGGAUCACCAACUUGUGGCUGCCAUUCAACAGGCAGCUCUGCAGCAACAAAUUUGCAAUGCAAUGGGUAUGCAGCUCCCAUUCCCUCAAGGUGUACCAAUGAAUUUCGUAGGCGGUGGCUACGGUUAUGGGUGCCCAGAAGGAAUGCCUUCCUAUCCGCUGUUUGACACAGAGGAGGUCGACGAAGAGGAUGAGGAUGAUGAGGAGCAGGUUCGCACUCUGUUUUGCAGCAACCUAGACGAGCGCGUCACGGAGGAAAUAUUGUAUGAAGUGUUUCUGCAAGCGGGGCCCAUAGAAAGCGCGCGAAUACCACUGGACAAUACAGGGCGGCAACGAAAUUUCGGGUUUGUUACUUACCAGCACAAAAUCGCGGUGCCUUAUGCAGUAGAGCUAUAUCAGGGCUUGGAACUAUUUCAAAAAAAGUUGAUUAUUCGUCAGCAGUGCCCAGAGAAACCGAAGCUAUCAGCGAUGGGGCUAGGUAGAACUCGCAACCCAUUUUCUCAAGAUUUCUCAUCGCCUGCCCCGCCCGUGAAUGAGCAAUCAGGAGGACAACGGCAUGUCCGACAUAGUAUCCAGGAUGGAAUGCAGUACGCUGGCCCCCAAAAGAAAUAUAAUAGUGAUGCCCGACGCCGCAGCGACAGUGCUGUCAUUGACCGUAACAGACCCAGACAUCAGCACCAGCAGCAUCAGCAGCACAACAAUAGUGGGGGUAACCGCAGAUCUGAUCAGAGAUAUAAUCAUGGUAGAAGGUUGCUGUAAGCUCCUUAGGUUAAGUUCAUUGUAACAUUUAUUUGUAUAAGUCUUUAAUAAGCGUAGAUAUAUACACUGUACAAAAACAAUUUUACCAUAGAAUAAAGUGACUUGAUUCUCAAGGGAUCAU